UUGUCAUUCACUCUUGCUGCUUCCGGCGUGUGCGAGCGAGCAGGCGGGAAAAGUUGCGGGAGAUGGAGGCGAGGCGGGAGAUCAGCAAGCGGAUGCGCGCCGCCGCCACGAGCAACGAUGACGACACGGCGAGCCAGGGGAGCGCGGGAGGGGGAGCGGCGGCGUCCUCCGCGGUCGCCUUGAGCAUGGCCGCGACGGAGGCGGACGGGGAGGAGAUGGCCAUGGUGGCGGCGUCGGAGGCUGAGGUGGUGGGUUCGGCGGAGACGGAAGAGAACGUCCAGCGCAUCCUCCUCGCCAUCGACAACUUCACCCGCAAGGUGUCGGAGAUGCUGGAGUCCGGGCGCGCCAUGUUCAAGGACCUCGCCGCCGACUUUGAGGACCGCCUCUGCACGAUUCACAAGGAGAGGGUGGAGAAGUGGGAGGAGGAGAUCAGGGAGCUGCGCGCCCGCGACGCCGCCAACGAGCAGACCCGCGCCAUCCUCCACAACGCCCAGCUCCAGCUCUUCCACAUCCGCCAGUAGUGCAGCUGCUUCCCUCUCAUCUCAUCUUAUCUGCUUCACCUAGCCGUUCCACAACAUCUUCAGUUCA
Lolium perenne is the source of this 588-nucleotide messenger RNA. RefSeq lists its product as uncharacterized. The record is from RefSeq and is a predicted model, not a curated record. Lineage: Eukaryota; Viridiplantae; Streptophyta; Magnoliopsida; Poales; Poaceae.